Perkinsus marinus ATCC 50983 is the source of this 2392-nucleotide messenger RNA. RefSeq lists its product as hypothetical. The transcript is spliced from 14 exons. The record is from RefSeq and is a predicted model, not a curated record. NCBI's taxonomy places the organism in Eukaryota, Perkinsozoa, Perkinsida, Perkinsidae. The coding region runs from base 1 to 2331 and encodes 776 amino acids.
AUGGCUACCCAGCCCUCCCCAGAGGCGGUCGAAAUAGACGUUGUGGAAGCCGCCGUCGCUAAAGGGAACAUCAAACGUGGCAAGGCGUUGAAAGAUUGGCUUGGUGAUUGGAAAGAGAAGCAUGAUGAAGAUAGACCCGAAAAGAGGUUUCUAUUUGGCAAGAAAAAGGCCCAAAGGGGCGAAAGACCACCAACCCCGCCGGAGGUCGACGACCCUCUUACCAUCACCAACCCUCCAGAGACGAUUCAGUGGGAAGUGGACACCCGGCAGAACUUCCAGGCUCGGCUGAGUACUGAUCCCUCGUCCGAAACAACCCAACAUGUUAUUGUAGAUGCUGCCGCCAGCCCUCCACCUUCCUCUGCUUUUGACACCAAACGAUUGUGGUUGACCCAUGUACAUCACUAUACCUCUACUUUCGAUGGGCUAGAGCCAGGGGAGAGAGACUUCAACAGGCUUACGGCAAUACUAGGACCUAGGAAACCCGCUUCGGUAUUCGAAGAGAACGGACCAUGUGGGGCUAUAACACUCAACGCUUUCUCUCUGAAGGGGGUUCCCCGGGGCAUCUUGGGUGGAGUCAGACCGUACCUGCUACUCCACAUGGCAUGCUCAGGUGGGAGGAGGCGCAGGGCUGGUCGAACGGCCCGACUGAUGCGAUACAAGAAGUCCCUUGAGGGCUACCUCUGCAAUGAAGCAUUCGUAUUGCACGUUUACCAUCCUGUCACUGUCCUACGAGUCAGAGUAAUGUUGAGACGAUCGGCCUUGAACAUGUUGGGAGAAGAUGAGGUCCUUGGGGAAGUGCUCCUACCGAUACGCAAGGCCGUCCCUGGCCACACCGUUCAGGGCUGGUUCCACCUUGAACCCAGCGAGGCAUAUGAUGGACUGUAUUGUGGGAGGAUCAAGUUGUCGAUACGUGUCGACUACCUCUCGAAAAUCGAUCAGAUUUGUGCCAACUUCGCCACACCACCAGAGAAGCUGAGGCACCUCCCGAAAUACAACCCCGCUAAUGUGUAUACCUCUGCGAUGAGGAUCAAGGAACUGUUGUGGGAUAAGGGCUUACGGGACGCCUUCUUUGAUUUUAAGAAAGUCGGCCGAUGGGACCCCACGUGUCUGAGAGUGUCCGUCGUCCCCAUGCUGAUCUGGCUAGCCCUCUGUCGUUGGCUGCCGGGGGACCGGUGGUUCGGCAUGGUGACGCUCUUACUCGUCGCUAUUCUUACCAAGAGCUACUACCGCACUAAGGCCCGGGGCAGGCUGGGGUGCCUGGCGGGCAAUAGGGGAGGUGGACAGGCAGAGGCCGCCGCGAUGGUGCAGGCCCUCAGUGAGGUGAGGCCGAGAGGUGUUAUCGAUGACCUUUAUGAACAGCCUGGGUUCACCAAGCCGGCUGGCUUGAAAGAGAAGAAAAGGCAAAAGAACAUCCUCAAACAGAAUAGGAAACAUCGCAAUCUCGCCACGGGAGCUGUACACGGCUUUACGAAGGCGGGUGGGAAGAUCACCUCGGGCGUUGUUGGUGUGUUUGCCAGUCCAGUACGAGGCCUCCAACAGGAUGGUGCCAAGGGCCUCAUUAAAGGUACGGCUCUUGGCAUCACUGGUCUGGUUAGAGGCACAGUAGGUGGUGUUGCAGGAGCUGUAGCGGCAGUUGGCGCGGGGGCGGUGAACACUGGCAUUGCCUUGGGGCGUGGGACUGCCAAUGUCGUUGGUUUGGGCGACCAGUGUGAAGAUUGGUCCGCCACUGAAUCUGAGGAUUCGACUGAUGAUGAGGUGGAGGAUGUUGACGACAAUGCCGACCCUCUGCCGGAGUUUCAAGGCUCCAAGGGGUUGGGCUUCCUCUUCUUCUGCUCGAAGUUUGCACCGAAGAAUACUCAGGAGGGAGUAAGAUUCCUCCAGAGGAAGAUGUCGAAAUGGAUCAGAAUCACCACCGAGUACACGCGUAUUGUGCAGUGGGAGAGCGACUAUUCCGAAACACUAAAGUUGAUGUCAAUCCUGGUCGUUUUGACCAUCGUAGGAUUGCUCUAUCCACAAGCAUUUGGUCACCUGUGGUACGUAUUCACGUUAGCUCUACAGUGGGUGGUUCGACCAGUCAUCGGCUUGGUUGGAAUUGAACUACUCUCGAACGGGACUCGUCUGCCUCGGACUGUGAAUCGAGUGGUGAACGGUAUCUUGGGCGCAAGUCAGUGUUUCGGUGCGUGUGGUCUUGAGAAGAUGAAGUGCUUUACAGCGGAGGACGUCAAGCCGGAACAUAUAUGGCAGUUCGAUCCGCACAACAACCCGGAUGCAUUCCUCGAGGCUUUGAAGUGGAGGAGUAGAAAGGCGAAGGCACAGGAGGAUACCUUCUGAGUCAAUUGAAGCUGUUUUUUGGUACUUUUCCAAGUGUGCAUGUUUAACUCGUCAACUACGU